Messenger RNA from Suricata suricatta (meerkat), 1059 nucleotides. RefSeq names its product guanine nucleotide-binding protein G(q) subunit alpha. The transcript has 6 exons. Gene Ontology annotation, biological process: action potential; phospholipase C-activating dopamine receptor signaling pathway; adenylate cyclase-modulating G protein-coupled receptor signaling pathway. Gene Ontology annotation, cellular component: heterotrimeric G-protein complex. NCBI's taxonomy places the organism in Eukaryota, Metazoa, Chordata, Mammalia, Carnivora, Herpestidae. Gene Ontology annotation, molecular function: guanyl nucleotide binding; G-protein beta/gamma-subunit complex binding; G protein-coupled receptor binding. Bases 39 to 944 code for a protein of 301 amino acids. The record is from RefSeq and is a predicted model, not a curated record.
GGACGGGAGAGAGUGGCAAGAGUACGUUUAUCAAGCAGAUGAGAAUCAUCCAUGGGUCGGGCUACUCUGAUGAAGACAAAAGGGGCUUCACCAAGCUGGUGUAUCAGAACAUCUUCACGGCCAUGCAGGCCAUGAUCAGAGCCAUGGACACGCUCAAGAUCCCCUACAAGUACGAGCACAACAAGGCUCAUGCACAACUGGUUCGAGAAGUCGAUGUGGAGAAGGUGUCUGCUUUUGAGAAUCCAUACGUAGAUGCAAUAAAGAGUUUAUGGAAUGAUCCUGGAAUCCAGGAAUGCUAUGACAGACGACGAGAAUAUCAGUUGUCUGACUCUACCAAAUACUAUCUUAAUGACUUGGACCGCGUUGCCGACCCCGCCUACCUGCCUACGCAACAAGAUGUGCUUAGAGUUCGAGUCCCCACCACAGGGAUCAUCGAAUACCCCUUUGACUUACAAAGUGUCAUUUUCAGAAUGGUCGAUGUAGGAGGCCAGAGGUCAGAGAGAAGAAAAUGGAUACACUGCUUUGAAAAUGUCACCUCUAUCAUGUUUCUAGUAGCGCUUAGUGAAUAUGAUCAAGUUCUCGUGGAGUCGGACAAUGAGAACCGAAUGGAGGAAAGCAAAGCACUCUUUAGAACAAUUAUCACGUAUCCCUGGUUCCAGAACUCCUCGGUUAUUCUGUUCUUAAACAAGAAAGAUCUUCUAGAGGAGAAAAUUAUGUAUUCCCACCUAGUUGACUACUUCCCGGAAUAUGACGGACCCCAGAGAGAUGCCCAGGCAGCUCGAGAAUUCAUCCUGAAGAUGUUCGUGGACCUGAAUCCAGACAGUGACAAAAUUAUCUACUCCCACUUCACAUGCGCCACAGACACCGAGAACAUCCGCUUCGUCUUUGCUGCGGUCAAGGACACCAUCCUCCAGUUGAACCUGAAGGAGUACAAUCUGGUCUAAUUGUGCCUCCUCAGUACCGCCCUUCCCUUCCCUGGUGGGCUAUUGAAGCUGUACAAGAGGGACUGGAUUUCUGUGGAAAACCAUUUGCAUAAUACUAAUUUAUUGCCGUCCCGGA